Messenger RNA from Parastagonospora nodorum SN15, 672 nucleotides. RefSeq lists its product as hypothetical. Lineage: Eukaryota; Fungi; Ascomycota; Dothideomycetes; Pleosporales; Phaeosphaeriaceae. Bases 1 to 672 code for a protein of 223 amino acids. Gene Ontology annotation, cellular component: cytoplasm. Gene Ontology annotation, biological process: protein depalmitoylation. Gene Ontology annotation, molecular function: carboxylic ester hydrolase activity; palmitoyl-(protein) hydrolase activity. The record is from RefSeq and is a predicted model, not a curated record. The transcript has 3 exons.
AUGCCUGGCCGCCUACCCAAAAACUCCGACUUCCCCGCCUCCAUCGUCCUAGACAUCGUCCCGCCCCCCACGUCGCAACCCCCCACCAACAUCCUCAUCCUCCUGCACGGCCUGGGCGACACGCACGCCCCCUUUGCAAAACUCGGCCAGCAGCUAAACCUGCCCGAAACAGCGUGUAUCGCCCUCCAAGCUCCAAAUGGCCUGCUCCUCGACGUCGGCGGGUAUCAGUGGGGCGACGAUCUAGUCAUGGACCAGAGCAAUGGCGAACUGGACAUGGACACUGGAUUCAAGGGUGCAACGCGGCUGAUAUUGGAUCGCGUGAUUCGCGAUGUCUUGAUGGAGAAAUGCGGGUACAAGGCGCGCGAGAUUGUGAUCUUUGGGUUUGCGCAGGGGGGCAUGGCGGGGCUGCAAGUUGCAGCUGAAUUCGAGGGAAGCGAGUUGGGCGGCGUCGUCAGUAUUGGGGGUGGGCUGUCGCACUCGCUGCCCUUGAAGGCGCUGGAGAAGAAGUGCAAGACGCCGGUGUUGGUGUGUAGAGCGUCGAGGGGCUCCAAGGUCACGGACAGUGCGGUGUCGAAGCUGAAAGACGCUUUUGAGUAUGUUGAGGUGAAGGAUUGGAAGAGGAAUGGGGAUGGCAUGAUGACGAAUCUUCUUUGCGAUGAGGUUGUUGAGUAG